AUGGAUGAACCAGUCGUAGGCCCGAGCCCAUCCCAGGAGAUUUCCUUUUUGUCGCCCGAGUCCUUGUCCACUCUCGACGACUACUCCAAGAACCCGCGGUUCAUACAGCUGCAGGAAGAACUACGCGGCGUGUUGUUCGCGCGUGCUUCCGGCGAGAAUGCCCUCACAGACGACGCGCCCGACCCUUCUGGCGAGGCCGCCGAGGACGACACCUCACAGCCGGAGCCUAAACACGGCUUUGACUUUGGUCGCGUGAGCAUACCCAAAAUGAAGCUCAUUCACUACCUCAAGAACUGGAUCGUCGAGUGCGCGCCGUACCUCGACAAGUUUGACGGCGCGCGGCACUUUGCCACGCACGUGCCCGUCAUGGCCGCCCGCUCGCCCGCGCUGCUGUACGCCGUGCUCGCUUUUUCCGCGCGGCAGACGGAGCGCCGCACCAAGUCCACUCAGACGUACGACAGCAUCGAGCUCUACCAGGAGUCGAUCCGGCUGCUGGCGCCGGGCAUGCGGGCGCACGACGCCAACAUGCUCGUGACGGCGUGCAUCCUCGCCGUCAUGGAGCUCAUGUCGGGCAGCCCGCGCAACUGGCGGCGCCACAUUGAGGGCUGUGCGACGCUCUUCGACCUCUUCCACGUCAACGGCUUCUCCGGGGGCGUGCUGCAGGCCGUGUUCUGGUGCUACGCGCGCAUGGAGGUCUGCGGCGCCAUCAUCUCGGGCGGCGCGGAGAGCACGGUACUGGCGCUGCAAUCGUGGGUGCCAGCGGCUCCGGGAGCGCUUGCUGCUGAGGCGGACGAAGAUUUAUUUGUGCGCAGUGCGUUUGCCCGUAGUAGCUUGGAGAAUAGCGACAUGCAUGCGAAUUGGGCCGUGUACCUGUGUGCCAAGGCGUGUGAUUUGCUGUACAGGAGCACGCGUGCGACGGAGCGGCGUGAGCCUGGGCAGCAGGACAGCAGUCCGUUUGCGGUGCAGUGGAGGGCGCUCUGGGGGGACCUCGAAUUUUGGUUCCAGUCACGCCCAGACAGCUCGCUGCCGACUCUCGUGUCAGAGGACAGCGGCCAGACGUUUCCCACCAUUCUCUACGCGCACUGGCCGGCCAUCUCGUCCAAUCAGGUGUACCAUGCCACGUGCCUCAUCAUGCUCGACAUGCGGCCGCGGGACGAGGCUGUGCCGUCGCCCGAGGGAUCAGCCGCGUGGCACGCACGCCGCGUGUGCGGCAUCUCCUUGACGAACCCGCACCGCGCCAGCCUCAUCAACGCCAUCCAGCCGCUGUAUCUGGCCGGCAGGCUGCUCACGCAUACCGCCGAGCACAUUGCCGUCGGGCGCUUGUUCAAGAUGAUUGAAGAAACAACGGGCUGGGGGGCGCUCUGGCGGCUGCGGGAUUUGGAAAUUAUUUGGGGGUACAUGCCUGGCGAAAUCCUGGCUGCGAUGGGCUGA
Messenger RNA from Cordyceps militaris CM01, 1431 nucleotides. RefSeq names its product C6 transcription factor. The record is from RefSeq and is a predicted model, not a curated record. The transcript has a single exon. Gene Ontology annotation, molecular function: DNA-binding transcription factor activity; transcription cis-regulatory region binding. Gene Ontology annotation, cellular component: nucleus. The coding region runs from base 1 to 1431 and encodes 476 amino acids. NCBI's taxonomy places the organism in Eukaryota, Fungi, Ascomycota, Sordariomycetes, Hypocreales, Cordycipitaceae. Gene Ontology annotation, biological process: positive regulation of transcription by RNA polymerase II.